This is a messenger RNA of Maniola jurtina (meadow brown), 2102 nucleotides long. Its product is annotated as protein rolling stone-like. Bases 437 to 1285 code for a protein of 282 amino acids. The record is from RefSeq and is a predicted model, not a curated record. Gene Ontology annotation, cellular component: membrane. The transcript is spliced from 5 exons. NCBI's taxonomy places the organism in Eukaryota, Metazoa, Arthropoda, Insecta, Lepidoptera, Nymphalidae.
GCAGGAGGUAUGUAUAAAUACAUAUUUUAAAUUAAACAAUAUAAAAAUAAACUUACAAAGCUUAAUAAUGGCCUGGGCGAUGGCCAUGGCCUAGUUGCAUGUAAGAUUGUGAUUUGUGACCAAAAUAGAAGCAUUAAAGAGGUCCAUACUAAAAAUAAAGAACUGGAACUUUUGUACAUCUGCCUUUGAACCUACUUCAAGACUUUAAAAGCAAGUGUAUGAAUAAUGAUAAAAUUCUUAAAACUCCUCCAAAAAUAAAUCAAGAAAAUACCUACACAUAACAGAUAAGAUUCAGAACUCGAAACUAGAUUAGAAUUUGGCAUCGAUAGCCAUAUUGAGUCACACGAUAAUGCAAUACGAGACGAUACUAUAAGUAUAUCUGAUAACGCCCUAUUCAGGUGUUGGUGUUAGUGUGCCAUUACAUUAGCUAGUAACCAUGAGUGCCAUAAAAAAUUACUUUCAGCAAGAAUGCAAGUUCCCCAUGUUAGGUUUGGAGCAUUCAAAGCCUUCGGAUUUUUAUACUAGCGUCUGGCAAAGCACGCGUUCUUCGGUCCCACUUUUAUUAUGGAGGGUGUUGCUUUUACUAACAUCGGUGGCAAUAGUGAUUACCUCGUUUGCUUUUUACAUAAAAAGUCCGUUUUCUGUUGGAUACUGGUUUAUUUAUUUGACACAUUGGGGCCUGGUGUUGAUGAUAGCAUCCACUGGAUUUGGAGUUGCAACUUCCGCUCGUGUUUAUUUCUAUGGACCCAUCAGCGCUGAUUUGAACUUGCCGUGGUACGUGAAGACAUUCUGGGUGUUUCAUAACGUUGCCAUUCCUGUUGCUUUCCUCAUCACUGUGUUCUACUGGACGUUGCUUUAUAGUGUUGAUUUUCAAGAGGAGAUGGACGCCGGUUUGGACAUAGCAGUUCACGCGGUCAACACGCUCAUGAUGCUACUGCUGCUCAUGAGCUCGUCCCAUCCCACCCGCUUCCUGCAUAUGGUUCAUCCUUUCCUCUUCGCCCUCACUUAUGUGGUAUUCAGCGUCAUAUUCUACUUCGCUGGUGGAGUCAACCCAUUCGGAGAGCCUUGGAUAUAUCCCGUAGUGAACUGGACCAAGCCCGGUCCUACAAUUUUACUAGUAUUUGUGACCGGCGUGAUGCUCAUAGCCCUACACUUUGUCACAGUGGGCCUGGCUGCAGCCCGGGAUGCCCUCGCCAACCGCAUCAUGCGGCCCUCCGUUACUGUCUACGUGGACGAGGACGUGGCUCUACGUACGCACACCGCACAGACAGAAGCAAAUACGUGAUGAUGAAAUAUAGAACUCACCAAUUCAACUACUUACAACACUUCAAAACAAACUUCCAAAUAGACACUCUCAUCCGUCCUUAGCAUCUAAGUACCUAUAUCUUUUGUACACUAACGCACACUACUUAUGGAGGAUAUAGUACCUGCUUAUCUAAGUAGGUAUGUAUAUCAUUUUGCUUUCUUCCGCAACACUUUUCAGAAUAGAUAGUUUACUCAUACGAUAAGUGUUUAAAACAGAUUUACAAUAGUCCAUAGUUCAAACCUGAACAGUGAACAUAUAGAAAAGAAAAACAUAUUUUCAACUUACACAAUUUUUUGAAAAUAUAAACAAUGGACACAUAUUUGAAGUUGAUAACGUGGCGUGGGUAAAACAUGAUACCAAGAGAAAAUUAUAGAAUACAGUUUAAUUCCAGCGAUAAAAUACCUAUUUUCCUUCACAUUAGACUGAAGUCAAAACAAAAUACCGAUUUGUCCAGUCAUUUACUAGACCAUAACUAUUGUAUGGUUCAUAUUGUAAGUUCAUAUCUGUCGAACGUGCAAUUUGCUUCUUUGCGAUUAUGAUUUUGAUGUGUUUCCAAAGAUCAGUACAUAACUAAUAUUUUUAAAAAUAGAUCAUAGCUAUAUUAAGUAGAUUUAGUAUAAUUUUUAAUUAAACAAUACAAUCGUUAUGACAAUCAGUAUAUUCACGUGAAUUUAAUUCUCGUCUCCGCUGUCUAUUUUUUUUCACGUCCUCAUUCCUCACGUUUCACCCGUCAGUAUAAUAUCCCAAUAUCUAGAGCAGCCUUAAAACCGGCUUUAGACUCACACCGAAAACUUCC